AUGAAGUCGGGUAUCUUUUUCCUUAUAUUUUGCCAUUAGUAUCCGAAAAGGCGUUAGAAGUGCCGGCAAGGCGUUUAGCAGGUUCCGAGCAAGGCGUUAGGCUUAAGAGUUGUUUUGACCGCUUCCAUGUCCGCGUGUGUGGCCGUCGAUACGACCGCCUGCACGUCCACCGAAGGCCUGCGGACGUAUUACGGCUCGGAAAUGACCACAGAAAUGGCCGACUUUCAUGAUAUGUGGCAAGAUAUUGAAAGUGUUUUGCUGGGAGAUUUGACUCUAACGACGUCAUCAAACUACACGGAUAUUCGCCCGGUUUCCUCCAAUCAGAGUUCUUUUACACCAAUGACGGAUGACAGCGGGGGUGGUAGUUUAUCGUCCAUUCACUUGCCAAGCCCGGGCAACAACAGUGGACAACGUCGUUGUCCUCAAUACAGCCAACCACUGUCGCCAAACUUUUCAUCUCAAACGCAACCCUUUCACCAGAUUCAUCAGGCUCAAAAGAGAAUGGGUGACGCCAACACAUUACGCCUGGACAGGGACCUGGGCUUAGUUUACGAUUCUUCGCCAAAGACUUUGUACAGUGAAGAGCCAUCGAACAUUUUACCAAGUACUUCGAAGUAUGAUCUGGGUUUGAUGGGUAAUACCCCCAUCGAACACCACACUCCGGAACAAGUCGCGAUGUUUGGUGCUCAAGAUUACCAGACGGCGUCGAACCAACAACUCAGAUACGGGUCUUCCAUUGUGGACAUUAAACCUGACGUGAUGGCAAACAGUGGUUUUUUCAAUAAUCCUUCGAAUAAUACCGUGGGCAGCAAUAAUUACCUGAUGCCGUCGUGGAACAAUUACUCCUCACCCGUUUUAGCUAGUCAUUCUUCGCCUCCGACAACCCCUGAUAGCAACGUCAUGAGAUACCAACAGAACCAGUAUGACGCUUACUUCAAUAACGCUCAAAUGCAGAGGAUACAGUCGGGACGUUCUAAUAGCAUGCCCAAUAAUCACACUUUGCAAUCCCCAUUUUCAACGUCUUUCACCCCACAAGGAAGGAUGGUCACCCCACCAACGUCACCUCACCUCAUGGACUUGCUUUCAGGUCGCGGAGGAACCACGGGGAUGACCGUGCUACCGAAUUCGGUUGGAGUAGGAAUCGAACAAACUUUAGGUGCUGGCGUUGUACCACAACCUCCACCACCCACUAAACCCAGAAGAGGUAGAAGGUCCAGAGGACCUAAGAAGGUGACCAUACACACCUGUUCGUACCCGGGUUGUUCCAAGACUUAUUCGAAAAGUUCUCACUUAAAAGCUCACUUAAGAACUCACACGGGCGAGAAGCCUUAUCAGUGUAAUUGGAAAGGGUGCGGUUGGAAAUUUGCGAGGUCUGACGAACUGACGAGACAUUACAGGAAACACACGGGCGACAGACCUUUCCAGUGCAGGUUGUGCGAGAGGGCAUUUUCUAGAUCAGAUCAUCUAUCACUGCAUAUGAAAAGACACUCUGAAAUUGUAUGAUUUGAAGUAGACACUAUAAGAGUAUUUAAAAAAAAAUAUAAAAAGGUGGAGGUCUUUGCUGAAUUUUCCUCAUUUCUUUGAAUUUCUCUCUUUUUCCCCCUCUUAAAAUUUGGCUUACAACAACAUAUCGAUUUUUUGCUGCAAGGCCGUCGCCAAAUGAUUUCUGAAUACUUUGUUGGCACCGAAGUAUGUAGGUAUAUUGAUGGAAUAUUCAAAGGAAUAGAAAAAAAAAUCUUCUCUCUACCUCAAGUCUUCCAGCAUAUCCAAACUUUUCGAAAAAAAACAAAAAAAACACAGCAAUUCGAAUGUUUUUGAAGAAAAUAUUUAUAAAUGUUUAUAGUGAUGUUCCAAUAUAAUUUUUACUGUAAUUAGUACAAGUUCAUCAACUUUAAUUUUGAAUGAUGUGAUAAUUAACGUAUUUAUUUUAUUUUUUGAAUGGAUUAUUAUUCUUAGUUAAAAUGUUUUAAUUUUCUGUAUGGACAUUUAGCAGCUGGAAAUUUGUUAGUAAAGGAAAUAUAAAAAAAUUAAAAAUUGUGGUUUUUGUAGUUUCUAAAAAGUAAUAAUUUGAUGGGAGAAUAGAAUUUGUAUUCAUUUUAGCAAAUUGGCGAACUGUUAAGAGUGUCAGAUAAACUAAUUAAAAUUAUAAUAAAAAAUAUUAUAUUGUUAUCAAAAUGGUGAUUUUUUUAAACCACAAUGCAUAAUCUGAAUUGGGGUUGCUUGUAAUCAAUUACAUUUCGGCCUAACUCUGGGACUUUUCUAAAUAUAUCAAACCAGCUAUUUUUAAGCGUUGUAUAAAACCUAAACACUAUGUAUGACUUUUUAUUUUAAUUUUUUUUUUCAAGUGCAAUGCCAUUCACUUGUUGUUUAUACGAAAUAUAUGUCAAUCCUUGUUUUCCUUUCACAAUGUUCUAUUAAAAAUCUGUACAUUUUUCACCAUUUUAACUUGAUUUUGCAGCCACUUUUAAUGGUUUUCUCUUUAACAAGAUAUUCUAACUUAAUACUUUUUUGAAGGCAGAAGAAAUAUAUACCAUAAAUCAAAACUUUAUGAUUCGGAAUGAAUUGAAAAGUUUAAUUGAAGUAAUUUGAAAUUAUACCUUUGUUAGUGUUUAACUUAUUUUUUUGAUAGUGUUUACUCGAUAUUUGAUAAUGUUUAACUCGGCGUCCACUUGAUGUUUAACGCUUGCGAGGGCCGUAUUUCACCGGCAUCUGUGUGCACGCUCGCCGAACUUAGACGGCAUCUACGUGAUGACUUGGGUGCACGAGCUCCGUAUUACGUAGAGUCGUAUUUAUGAGCGUCGUACCGACAUUAGCGUUAUGCUAUUUGAUAACCUUUAAUACCAUAAAAAGUAUAUUUGGAAUGAUGCGCUUAAUAUAUCUUGUAAGUUGAUUGCAUUUUUAUUUAUAAUGCUUGCAAACUCAUCGAUUAUGUAAGACUUAAAUAAGAAAAUCUGUACAU
This is a messenger RNA of Parasteatoda tepidariorum (common house spider), 2959 nucleotides long. RefSeq lists its product as uncharacterized. The record is from RefSeq and is a predicted model, not a curated record. Gene Ontology annotation, molecular function: DNA-binding transcription factor activity, RNA polymerase II-specific; RNA polymerase II cis-regulatory region sequence-specific DNA binding. NCBI's taxonomy places the organism in Eukaryota, Metazoa, Arthropoda, Arachnida, Araneae, Theridiidae. Gene Ontology annotation, biological process: regulation of transcription by RNA polymerase II.